Molecule: messenger RNA, 7551 nt
Organism: Oncorhynchus keta (chum salmon)
Lineage: Eukaryota; Metazoa; Chordata; Actinopteri; Salmoniformes; Salmonidae
Product: adhesion G protein-coupled receptor G3-like
Exons: 14
Coding region: 179-1573 (464 amino acids)
Biological process (GO): cell surface receptor signaling pathway; adenylate cyclase-activating G protein-coupled receptor signaling pathway
Cellular component (GO): membrane
Molecular function (GO): G protein-coupled receptor activity
Source: RefSeq, a predicted model, not a curated record
CUUGUAUUGUCAACCACACCAUCUCUCAUUGGCACCACCAGCUGAAGAGAGUUUUCUCCCUAAGUGUCUGCCCCAGUCUUUCCCCGAGUCUAUCACAGAGAGGUUUGUGAAGAAACAAAAGAAUAAUCAAUUCAUACGACAUCUGCUACUAAGUUACUUUGUCCUGGCAUCAUCCCAAAUGUCCAUGCUCGUAUUCCAGUCUUUGGAGAUCAAAAGUCUUAUGAUGGAGGACUACACAUGGCUGUCAUUGCAAAUGUUUGUGAAAACAAUCCAAAAAUGCAAGCAGUUUGUGGCCACGUUGGAGGAGAUGGAUGACAUUUGGUUGGAGAUUCCUACUGAGGCUUUACGUGUUUUCCUGGGAGACACGGCAGAGGAAGUUAACCUGGGAGUAUUUUGGUUUGAGCAUCACAGCCUGUUCCCGGUGGAGGAGAACAACACUGAGCUCCUAAACAGUCGAGUGGUAUCCGUCGAUGUGGGAGAGGACAUCUCAGGCCUCAGUAACGAUCUUAAGAUCACGUUCCUCUUCCAGAAUGUAUCAGUGGAAAACAAAUCACUAGCAUGUGUGUUCUGGGAUCUUGAAAAUGAUACUGUUGCACAUUGGAAUUCCUCUGGAUGUGUCACUGAGACAAAGGAAAAUGAAACAGUGUGCUCUUGUAACCACCUUUCAUUCUUCGCUGUACUUAUGUCUCCGGUCAGUGGCUCCAGUGCCAGUCUGAGCUCCUCCUCUGUGUGGUUGCUGACGUUGUUGUCCAGGGUGGGCUGUGGAAUAUCCCUCUGUUUCCUGUGUCUGGCUCUCCUCAUCCACCUCAGAAGGGGAAAAUCUGAUGAUUCCCUGUGCAUCCACAUCCACCUGUGUGUGGCGCUGCUGUGCCUCAACCUAACCUUCCUCAUCAACGACAGCCUAGCCUCCCUUGGUGUCCAUGGCCUGUGUGUUGCUACGGCAGCAGCCACCCACUACUCUCUGCUGUGCACCCUCACCUGGUUCUCCCUGGAAGGGUUCCACCUCUAUCUGCUCAUCAUCCGGGUCUUCAACAUCCACGUCAACAGAUACCUUCUCAAACUGGGUCUGGUAGGAUGGGGAAUACCUGGCAUAGUAGUUACCAUAAUUGUUGCUUGUGGCAAAUAUGGAGAAUACAGAAUAUACCAGCAAGACGGUGGUGCUAUUCAAAUGUGCUGGCUGACUGACUCUGCUCUGACCACGGUGUCCUUCUCGUACUUCGUGCUGACAUUCGCGGUGAACAUGCUGUGCUUUGGGUCUGUGACAGUGAAGGUGGUGAGGGCCCACCGUCAGAGUCCUGUCCUGAGGGAGAGGGGUAUGAACAGGGGGACAGUACUCAGUCUGCUGGGUCUGGCCUGGCUCCUGGGGGUCUCCUGGGGGGUCCUGCUCUUCCAGUUUGGCCCCCUGAGGGAGACAGCCUUCUACAUCUUCUGCACCAUCAACUCUCUCCAUGGCCUCUUCCUCUUUCUACGCUAUUGGGCUCUAACUCGGCCAGAGAAGGCAUCUAUCUCCAAGGCAACCACUGGAUCUUCUGUAACUGAGAUGCAUCCAGCUGAGAGGCCAGUCCCUGACUAACACGGUUAAACCUUUUACUACUAAUACCACUGCUUCCAUUUUUAUUACAUAAGUACAAUAUUUAGUAUGUUGGUUUAUAACUUUCACUAUAGGAAAACCUAAACAUACAUUAUAAAUCGUAAUUACAAAAUGAAAACUUGUUUCCAGGUUUCCUCGGAAAGCUUACUGUGCUCAUAAUACUUUUUUUUUUACUUUUCAAAGUUGUGCUGUUUAUUGCACUUUGUGUUCAUUUUGUUGUAUUUUGUGACAUAUCUUCCAUGCAUAUUCAGUUUUGAUGUGUAUAGUCCUAGGCAAACAGGGAACACAUCUAUUAGGUUCAAAUGAUGUUCAUCUCUGAAAAUAAUCAAAUACGUUUGGAUACCUAAUCGAUCAGUCACCGUCGUACACGAGGGUAAGAUGAUGUGGUCGACUGUGAAUUGGUGCCUUUCUGUGUCUUUGACUGUUAUCAAAAACCUUCUGAAAGAUAUGCUCUUUUUUUAGUCCAUCUAACAUUUUGGAGAAUUUUAAUUCCCUUUUGGUUUUUGCAGAAAAGGCGUACAGUAUAUAACCUCCUAGCCUAUGGGCUACCUGAGAGAACAUUAGGCCUACAAGUAGAUAGUACCUUAGCGUAACACCAUAUUUGCAGGGAUAAGAAAUCAAUGUUUAGAAAUUAACGUUUUUAGAUUUUGUAAACCUUUUCUUUGUGUAAAUUGUGUAAAUAAUAAUUCCAUAAGAAUUUGAAAGGGGGGGAUGCCCCACAAGCCUCUGGGGUUUUCUACCUCUUCUGCACAUGCUGUUUUUGUUCUGCUUUUACUUUGUGAUCAUAUUGUUUUGGAUUUUCUUGUGUGCCAUUAAAAAAAAAAAAAAAUAGAUAUCCUAGAGGCCCUACUGUGUCAUUGAUAUAGAGGGGGUUCAAUUGAAACCUAUGACUACUUUCUCCCCUCCCAAACAUCGAAGUCAUUGUGGAAAUAUACUGCUGCCUUUUGGAAGACGAUGUUCAUUGUGAACAGAAUAAAAGAAUGAAGAAACCCAAACUGAGCAAAAAGGAGCUACAAUCUCUGAAAAAGCUACAGACAGAAGCAACCAUUCCAAUUCGACAGGCGAAUCUCGUACACAAUUGAUGUUUUUCUGAAUUCAAAAGGCAAUUGUCAGACCAACACUUCUACAUGCCACUGCCCUCUGACCCCAUUUCCACCUACAAUGAACAGAUCAAAGAGACAUUGUUUGAAGGAGUCAAUCAUAACAUCGUAGAUGAAGAGCAUUUUUGUAUGUCCCACACACCUGCACCCCCCUAUACUACAUGGUGCCUAAGCGACAUUAGAAUCUGGACGACCCUCCGGGAAGACACAUUGUGUCAGGGAUUUGGAGCAGAACUGAGAACAUCUCACUUUGUCAAGCAUCACCUGAAACAUGUUUUUUUGUUAACUCAUAGACGGGUGACUGUACAACUCUUGACUGACAUUGAUACCAGAAUAGGUUUUCUUAGUCUUUUUUUGACAUUCAAUCUUUGUAUACAGUCAUUCAUGGUUAACUAGGAACAGAAUUUGAGCUAAUGUUAGUUUAUUAACUCAACUUUUUAAAACUCUUGCUGAGUAAAAUUACAAAUUCACGUUUGGCUUGGAAAGGCAACACUGUAAAAAAAAAAAAAAAGCCAAAUUAAAGGUGAAGUUAUUUUUCUUUCAAACAAAGUUUAUAAUGUAAAUGGAGUGUUAUAGAAGGAAAGGGUCCAGACAAUUUUUUUUUGAGAUUUCACUUCUUUUUGAGAAACUUAGGGACAGAUAUGCAAUAGGCUUACUAACGAUCACACCACACAUUAAAUCAUUAAAAUCUGCCGGAUUUUCAAUAUAAAUCCUGAAUAUAGGCAGCGGAGAGGCCAUGUGCGUCAUUACGUAAGAACAGUAAAGACACGCAGCUCAAAAUGCUCCCCUAUUAAUCUUGUUUAGGGAUAAUACAAAUAUCCUAAAACAUUCCAUUUGGAUAAGUUGUGCGUCUUCUCUGGACAUUAUAGAACGGCACUGUAGCAGGCCAGUGUGUGUUUUUAUAUCCUGAAUUCAAAAUGUAUUAAAUAUGAAAAACAUUCACCCAUCUACACACAAUACCAAAGAACGGCAGAGUAAAAAAUGUUUUUAGAACAUUUUGCAAAUGUUUUAAAUUAAAUACAGAAAUAUCUCAUUUACACAGGUGUGCAACAUUGCUACACAAUCUAAUUCUAGCAGUCUCUAAGGAACAAAUGGCCACAGUCAUCUAGCUACAGUAGGUAAGAGAUCAAUCAAACAAACAUAUUAAUAAGACUGAACUAGAUCAAAGGUAAAUCGAUAAUCAAGACUGUGUUGUACCUUUUAACCAAAAGCUUAACAAAUGACCAACUCUCAACCCUCCUGCUGUGUUCCGGUCGAAUUGGAUUCAUUUGCAAGUUUUCUCUCUGGAAAAUGUAGUUAAUUUCAUCUGAUUGUCAUACGUUUCCAGGACUUUGUCCACGCAGGGCAUCUGAACACACAAAAUACACCUGUGGUGUUCUUGGUCAAAAAUGACCGGUUAUUAGAAAUGAAUGGGUGAGACUACAAUUAGCGUAUAAAAUUGAGUUCAGGCACAUGCCCAUUCAUCAUAUGGACACUUCCUCUCCCAGACCCCCACAUGCAAUUGUGCUUGAACACAUACACACACACACACACACCUGACUCCCCUUCUUGGCUUCCAUGGCAACCCCCACGGGAACCUUUCCCCAGUAGAAUCUUUCUGCCACGGGAACAACACCUGUUGGCAUUCUCACAAACAAUCGCAACAUUGUUUCAAUAAUAUAUAGAUCUUUUCUCGCAGUAUAUAAUAAAGCCUUUUUGAGGCCUUGCUCACAAUUCAUUCUGUGGCAUCACAAUGACCAAAUUAUAUACUAUAUGUGAGGCUCUUGAUCAUAUCUUUGAUCAUGACACUGGUGAGGAGGAGAGAGAGUCCUUGUUAAACUUUGACACAAGCAGUCUGUGAUAAAUAGCACAAUAUGUUUCAUCUGAGUAUUUGUUAUAGUCAAAAUAAUCCAUACAUUAUGCUUUUUUUCUUAAUAACUAAAAAUGAGUUGUAUGAGCUCAGGUCAAUGAGGCCAACAGGCCAUAAAUAGCAAAUAGAAGUUCACAAGAUCUUAAGUUGAUAAAAGAUCUAACACAACAUUGGGUGAUUCAUAUAUGGAUUAUUAGUGAUUUUAUAAUCAGCUAUAAUGGGGUGGUCAGUUUGAACCAGGAACACAGAAUUAAUUAACAUGAAACGAACACAACAGGAGGGUUAAGACAUCCUCUAUUUCAAAUUUCAGUCAGACCACCCAGCCAGCCUGAGCCGCCUGCACGCCCGACCCACACCAGUCUAGUCAAUAACUAAACUCUUGCCCCAACACAAUUUCCUUCCCACCAUUUUUUCCCCCAGGGAAAGUUUUGGAAACAAAAGUAAAAAAUAAAUUUAAAAAACUAUUUUUGUCAUACUGUAUUCCACAUAAGGCAUCCAGACCUUAUGAAAGUUUCCCAGUAUACCUUAAUUUUGGAAUAAAACUAAUCCACUGAUACGUAACUUGACAUUCCUGCCAUCCAUUGUGACAUUGUGGGAGGAUAAUCAACCUUCCAAUUAUUGGCAAUGCAUUUCUAGGCAGCUAUAAAUGCUAGUUUACACAGUUUCUUCUGAUAACAGUCUCCAGUAUCAACAUUUCAGCACAAAUGAAAAACAGGGAGAAGGGAGAAUCUGUAGACAUGCUGAGAUAAAAGAACAUCCUCCUUGCCAGAAUUCAGCCAGCCUUCAGCCAGCCUUCACAAGACCAUAAAAUAUACAAAUAGAGGGAGCUCAAAAAGUAUUGGGACAGAGACCAUUUUUGUUGUUUUGGCUCUACUCCAGCACUUUUGAAAUGAUACAAUCAGCAUGAGGUUAAAGUACAGACUGUCAGCUAUAAUUUGAGGCUAUUUUCAUCCGUUUCGGGUUUAGAAAUUACAGCACUUUUGUACAUAGUCCCCUUAUUUCAUAGGACCAACAAUAUUGGGAAAUGCACUUAUAUGACCAAAUAAUAUUGGGAUAUGUCACUACAUGACCAAAAGUAUGUGGACACCUGCUCAUCGAAUAUCUCAUUUCAAAAUCAUGGGUAUUAAUAUGGAGUUGGUUGCCCCUUUGCUGCUAUAACAGCCUCCACUCUUCAGAGAAGGAUUUCCACUAGAUAUUGGAACAUUGCUGCAGGGACUUGUUUCCAUUCAGCCACAAGAACAUUAGUGAGGUUGAGCACUGAUGUUGGGUGAAUAGGCCUGGUUCGCAUUUGGAGUUCCAAAUCAUCCCAAAAGUGUUUGAUGUUGAGAUCAGGGCUCUGUACAGGCCAGUCAAGUUCUUCCACACCAAUCUCAACAAACCAUUUCUAUAUGGACCUCACUUUGUGCACAGGGGCAUUGUCAUGCUGAAACAGGAAAGGGCCUUCCCCAAACGUUUGCCACAAAGUCGGAGGCACAGAUUUAUCAAGAAUGUCAUUGUAUUCUGUAGUGUUAAGCUUUCCCUUCACUGGAAUUAAGUGACCUGGCCCAAACCAUGAAUAACAGCCCCAGACAAUUAUUCCUCCUCCACCAAACUUUACAGUUGGCACUAUGCAUUCGGGCAGGUAGCGUUCUCCAGGCAUCCGCCAAACCCUGAUUUGUCCGUCGGACUGCCAGAUGGUGAAGCGUGAUUCAUCACUCCAGUGAACACGAUUCAAUUGCUCCAGAGUCCAAUGGAGGCAAACUUUACACCACUCUUGGCGACGCUUGGCAUUGCUCAUGGUUGUCUUAGGCUUGUGUGUGGCUGGUUGGCCAUGGAAACCCAUUUCAAGAAGCUCCUGACAAACAGUUAUUGAGCUGAUGGUGCUUCCAGAGGCAGUUUGGAAAACAGGAGUGAGUGUUGCAACCGAGCACUGCACUCGACUGUCCCGUUCUGUGAGCUUCCGUGGCCUACCACUUCGCAGCUGAGCCGUUGUUGCUCCUAGACGUUUCCACUUCACAAUAACAGCUCUAGCAGGGUAGAAAUUUGACGAUCUGACUUGUUGGAAAGGUGGCGUCCUAUGACGGUGCCACUUUGAAAGGAACUGAGCUUUUCAGUAUGGCCAUUCUAUGCCAAUGUUUGUCUAUGGAGAUUACAUGGCUGUGUGCUCGAUUUUAUACACCUUUCAGCAACAGGUGUGGCUGAAAUAGCCGAAUCAUUUGAAGGGGUAUCCACAUACUUUUACAUAUAUAGUGUACCUUAAACCGAUGAAAGCUGAAGAGCUCCAGAGAAUCUUCCAGCUCAGGGCCGUAACUACGCUUAAAAAAAACAUAAACGUAAUUUCUAAAUUGUUGGUCCCAUGUUUUAUGAGCUGAAAUAAAACUCCUAGACAUUUUACAUUGGCAGAAAAUGCUUAUUUCUGUUAGUGAGCAUUUCUCUUUUGCUAAAAUAAUCCAUCUACCUGAUACCUGUCCAUAUCAACAAGCUGAUUAAACAGCAUGAUCAUUACACAGGUGCACCUUGUGCUGGGGACAAUAAAAGGCCACUUUAAAACGUGCAGUGUUUUCAUUUCUCUACCAUAAGACGCCUCCAAUGUUGUGUUAGAGAAUUUGGCAGUACGUCCCAACCGGCCUCACAACCGCAGACCACGUGUAACCACGCCAGCCUAGGAACUCCACAUCUGGCUUCUUCACCUGCAGGAUCAUCUGAGACCAUCCACCCGGACAGCUGAUAAAACUGAGGAGUACUUCUAGUUCACGCUCUGGCCAUAGAGAGGUUUUUAUUCUCUAUUUUGGUUAGGCCAGGGUGUGAUUAGGGUGGGCCUUCUAUGUUUUCUAUUUCUUUGUUUUUGGCCGCGUGUGGCUCCCAAUCAGAGGCAGUUGUCUAUCGUUGUCUCAGUUGUCUCGGCAGCCUUUUUCCCACCUGUGUUUUGUAGGGUAGUUUUCUGUUUCGUGUCAUUACUUGGCAGAACUGUGUGCUUUCAUUAUCUUAUCUUGUUCGUGUUUUUUUGUAAAUAAAUAAUCAUGAAUACUUUC